GCUUCUUUCGAUUCUCUUGGUACUCGAUCGUUUGGCCUCACUGGCGAGAAACACACGUAUCCAAAUAAUCGUCAAAUGGACACAAAUGACUAGCUUAACGUUAUCUGGUAGCACGUGUGAGAUGCACCGGUCUAGAGCAAAAGGGUUCGUACCUACGAGCGCGAUCUCGGCGCAAACGUACACCCCAACGAGCGAGAACAAUCAUCUGCCGCCCCUGAAGGGUAGCACGUUGGCCCUGAAGCAGUCAGCUAGUGAAUCGUCGUCCGGUUACUUGACACGAUUCGCUCACAUGGCCGGUACUCAUCUACCGAGCUUAAGCUCCAGCUCUAACAACAGCCUUCUCAGCUUGACAGGGAACAGCGAUAGUUUGAACUUGAGCCUGAGUUCACAUACCAGCCACAACUCCAGUCAUAACUUCGGUGGUCACACCACUGCUGCUGCUGCUGCUUCUGCUGCUGCUCCUCCUCCUCCACCCUCAUUAGACACACACCACGCUCAGUCGAACAGUCAAACGAGCACAGCACUGGUGAAGAAUGGAUGCUCGAACGGAAGUUCCUGUGGCAGUAGUACACGUAAACCGACCGUCAUCGCUACACGUAAACCGAACCCUAAUCGUAAAACAAAGAACAUCGCGACACCUGAGUUCGUUUAUAAGAUCUACCUGGAGAAGUUGACCCCUUACGAGGUACAGGAGAUCCUGUGUUACCGACAGAUAUACUUCAUCGGUGCGAACGCGAAGAAAAUGCCAGGUAUGAUUGGCUGUGCUAAUAACAACAACGGCUACGACAACGAACAUGGUUCCUACAUCCACGUGAUGCACGAUCACGUGGCCUACAGGUACGAGAUGUUGAAGGUGAUAGGUAAAGGAUCGUUCGGUCAGGUGGUGAAGGCGUACGAUCAUAAGAAGCAGGAGCAUUGUGCCUUGAAGAUAGUGAGAAACGAGAAGAGGUUUUACCGUCAGGCGGAGGAAGAGGUGAAGAUAUUGAGCGAGUUGAGGAGACAGGACGAGGACGACACGAUGAAUAUCAUUCACAUGUUCGACGCGUUCAGGUUCCGUAACCACAUGUGCAUCACCUUCGAGUUACUCAGUAUUAACCUGUACGAGCUGAUCAAGAAGAACAAGUUCCAGGGCUUUAGUUUGCAGCUGGUGAAGAAGUUCGCGCACUCGCUGCUACAGUGUCUUCAUGCUCUGUACAAGAACAGGAUCAUUCAUUGCGACUUGAAGCCGGAGAAUGUUCUUUUGAAGCAACCGGGACGCAGCGGUAUCAAGGUGAUAGACUUCGGUUCGAGCUGCUACGAGGACCAACGCGUCUACACGUACAUCCAGAGCCGUUUCUAUCGCGCUCCCGAGGUGAUACUCGGCGCCAAGUACGGCAUGCCGAUCGACAUGUGGAGCCUCGGUUGCAUCCUCGUCGAAUUGGUCACCGGUUAUCCGUUGCUGCCUGGCGAAGACGAAGCCGACCAGAUGGCCCGUAUCAUCGAGCUGUUGGGUAUGCCGCCGCCUCAGUUGCUGGAGAACGCGAAACGACGUAAGCUGUUCAUCAACUCGAAGGGUUACCCGCGUUAUUGCAGCUUCGUAACGAUGUCAGACGGUUCGACCGUGUUGCACGGCGGUUACUCGAAGAAAGGGAAAGGCCGUGGACCACCUGGCUCCAGGGAUCUUCGAUAUCUGUUGAAGAAAUGCGACGAUCCUUAUUUCCUCGAUUUCAUACACAAAUGCCUGAAAUGGGAUCCGGAGCAACGGAUGACACCUGUGAAAGCGUUGAAACACGGAUGGCUACGUCGUAGGUUACCAGAGCUUCCAGAGAAGACGAACGACACCCUGCCGGCGUUGCCUGCGGCCGCCACCGCUUCGCCCACCUCCACUUCCGGUCUCCGUACCUCUGCCUCUGGUAGCAAGAGUACGAACACCAAGUCGAACACACUGCAGAUCAACAACAAAGGCAAAACGAGGUCUGAAUUGGUGUUCGACGCACUUUUCAACAACACCAUUGCAAACGCGUUGCAACGGUACGAAGACGGAAGAAGAAGAGGCCAACCGAUCAUCUUGACGAAUCAUCAACCAAGCGUCAGUAGUCACCCGUCGCUGAACUCUGUUAGUGGUGAUGCUAGUGGUGGUGGUGGUGGUGGUGGUGACGGUAGUAGCAGUAGUAGUAGUGGUGACCAACAACAACACAACAACGGUUCGCACGGAUCCCUUGGACCUCUGGGCACCCAUGGAUCUCAAGGGUCCCAUGGAUCGCAACGGUCUUAUGGAUCUCACGGGUCCCAGGAAUCCAGUAGUUCGAGCAGCAGUUGGUUCCGCGAAUAG
This is a messenger RNA of Habropoda laboriosa, 2311 nucleotides long. Its product is annotated as dual specificity tyrosine-phosphorylation-regulated kinase 2-like. NCBI's taxonomy places the organism in Eukaryota, Metazoa, Arthropoda, Insecta, Hymenoptera, Apidae. Gene Ontology annotation, biological process: peptidyl-serine phosphorylation; peptidyl-threonine phosphorylation. Bases 86 to 2311 code for a protein of 741 amino acids. Gene Ontology annotation, molecular function: protein serine/threonine kinase activity; protein serine/threonine/tyrosine kinase activity; ATP binding. Gene Ontology annotation, cellular component: nucleus. The transcript has 3 exons. The record is from RefSeq and is a predicted model, not a curated record.